UUGCUUCCCUUGUGGUUUAUUGCACUUCCUGUUCCCUUGCUCACUGCGGAAGUUCCUCUUCUUACCCUGCACCCAGAGCUUGGCCGAAGAGGACUAGGGCAGAAGGCACCAUGAGUGGUGGCCCUGUAGGAGGCAGGCCUGGGGGCCGAGGGGGCCCAGCAGCUCAGCAGAACAUUCCUUCCAACCUCCUCCAGGACCAUGAGAACCAGCGACUCUUUGAGCUGCUUGGCCGAAAAUGCUCGACACUGGCCACUGCAGUUGUUCAGCUGUACCUGGCGCUGCCCCCUGGAGCUGAGCACUGGACCAUGGAACACUGUGGGGCUGUGUGCUUCGUGAAGGAUAACCCUCAGAAGUCCUACUUCAUUCGCCUUUAUGGUCUUCAGGCUGGUCGGCUGCUCUGGGAACAGGAGUUGUAUUCACAGCUGCUUUACUUCACUCCCACCCCCUUCUUCCACACCUUUGCUGGAGAUGACUGCCAGGUAGGACUGAACUUUGCGGACGAGAGUGAAGCCCAGGCCUUCCGGUCCUUGGUGCAGGAGAAGAUACAAAAAAGGAAUCAGAGGCAAAGUGGAGAAAGACGACAGCUACCACCACCACCACCAGCAGCAGCAGCAGCAGCAGCAGCCAGUGAAGAGAGAAGAGGAGGAGGGCUCCCACCUCUGCCCCCACAUCCAGGUGGAGACCAUGGGGGCCCAUCAGGUAGUCCACUAUCUCUAGGACUUGUGACAGUCGACAUUCAAAACCCUGACAUCACAAGCUCCCGAUACCGUGGGCUCCCUGCACCAGGCCCUGGCCCAGUUGAUAAGAAACGCUCAGGCAAGAAGAAGAUCAGUAAAGCUGAUAUUGGCGCACCAAGUGGAUUCAAACAUGUCAGUCACGUGGGCUGGGAUCCCCAGAAUGGAUUUGACGUGAACAAUCUUGACCCGGAUCUGCGGAGCCUGUUCUCCAGGGCAGGAAUCAGCGAGGCCCAGCUCACUGACGCAGAGACCUCCAAGCUUAUCUAUGACUUCAUUGAGGACCAGGGUGGGCUAGAGGCCGUACGGCAGGAGAUGAGGCGCCAGGAUCCACUCCCUCCACCACCGCCGCCAUGCCGAGGAGGAGGAGGGGGAGGAGAAAGAGGAGGUGGAGGAGGAGGGGGCCAGCCCCUGCGACCUCCUAUUGUGGGGAGUAAUAAGGGUCGUUGUGGUCCACUGCCCCCUGUACCUGUGGGGGGUGCCCCACCCCCACCAACACCCCGGGGGCCCCCACCCCCAGGCCGAGGGGGCCCUCCACCACCACCCCCUCCAGCCACCGGACGAUCUGGACCACCACCUCCUCCACUCCCUGGAGCUGGGGGACCACCAGUGCCGCCCCCACCCCCACCCCCACCCCCACCUCCACCCAGCACUGGGAGUGGGCCAGCCCCUCCCCCCCUCCCUCCUACUCUGGUGUCUGCGGGGGCGCCCGCACCUGGUGGAGGCCGGGGCGCACUUUUGGAUCAAAUCCGGCAGGGAAUUCAGCUAAACAAGACCCCUGGAGCUACGGAGAACUCAGUACAGCAGCCACCGUCUCAGAGGUCAGAGGGCCUAGUGGGUGCCCUGAUGCAUGUGAUGCAGAAGAGGAGUAGAGUCAUCCAUUCCUCAGAUGAAGGGGAGAGUCAGACCGGUGAAGAUGAAGAGGAUGAUGAGUGGGAUGACUAAAGCGUGUUCCUUCCUGCAGGCCAGACACUGUCACCCUGCCAUCCAGAUCCCCCUCCACUAUUAGCUUCGAAAUUGAGUUGUGGUUGAACUUCAACCCACUCUAAGCUCAGCAUCCAAUCUUAAACAAAAAGUUCAGUUCUUAUUACUCAGGGAUUAAAAAGAAAGCUACGUC
Molecule: messenger RNA, 1851 nt
Organism: Peromyscus californicus insignis
Lineage: Eukaryota; Metazoa; Chordata; Mammalia; Rodentia; Cricetidae
Gene: Was
Product: WASP actin nucleation promoting factor
Exons: 12
Coding region: 111-1679 (522 amino acids)
Biological process (GO): actin filament organization
Cellular component (GO): cytoplasm
Molecular function (GO): microtubule binding; actin binding
Source: RefSeq, a predicted model, not a curated record